Messenger RNA from Saprolegnia diclina VS20, 516 nucleotides. RefSeq lists its product as hypothetical. The record is from RefSeq and is a predicted model, not a curated record. NCBI's taxonomy places the organism in Eukaryota, Oomycota, Saprolegniomycetes, Saprolegniales, Saprolegniaceae. Gene Ontology annotation, cellular component: lysosome. The coding region runs from base 1 to 453 and encodes 150 amino acids. Gene Ontology annotation, molecular function: cysteine-type endopeptidase activity. The transcript is spliced from 2 exons.
AUGAUGCCUGCCACACGCAAAAACAAGUGCAUCCAGAGUAUGACUAACUACCAGAGCGGCGUCGUCAAGUCGUGCCCUGGCUCGCAGUCGGACCACGCCGUGCUCGCGGUCGGCUACGGCACGCUCAGCGGCGUCAACCACUUCAAGAUCAAGAACUCGUGGGGCACGUCGUGGGGCGCCGGUGGCUACAUCUACUUGCAGCGCGGCGUCGGCAGCAACGGCAUGUGCAACGUCGCCGAGCACCCGUCAUACCCCAAGAUUAGCACGUCGCCGACGCCCACGUCGCAGAACCCGCCGACCAAGACACCCGCGCCAACGCCGGCGCCGACGGCGGACCAGUGCCACGGCUGCAGCCAGUGCUACUACCCGGCCGGUGACGGCUGCUACGACUUUGAUGCGGCGACGUGCGAAGAUCUGAGCGGCGACUACGGCACCAUCUGGUGCGGCAACUAGGCGUCUUGUGGUGCUUCGCCUCUGCUCUUUCGUUGGUGACUUGCGCAUAUCGAUGUCAUUGUC